Eufriesea mexicana is the source of this 2057-nucleotide messenger RNA. Its product is annotated as Poly(A) binding protein interacting protein 1. NCBI's taxonomy places the organism in Eukaryota, Metazoa, Arthropoda, Insecta, Hymenoptera, Apidae. Bases 350 to 1864 code for a protein of 504 amino acids. Gene Ontology annotation, biological process: regulation of translational initiation. Gene Ontology annotation, molecular function: translation activator activity. The transcript has 9 exons. The record is from RefSeq and is a predicted model, not a curated record.
UGUACUUUUAGGCUCGAUUGACUUUACAAGCGCAUUGUAUUGUUCAUGCGUACUAUAAUUUCGAGGUUAUUUGUAUUAAUCAUCCUGUCUCGUUAGUAAUUCUAAUCUGAAGAGCGGAUGGCGGGUUAUCAACCAACUUCUCGAGUUUACCAUCGAUCGUAGUCGAUUAAAAUAAAAUAACGGACGUAACGGACUUAGCGGAAUCCUGAACUUAUGUUGGUGAAAUACGCACGGCCUCAAAACGUGCAUCUCUAAUCUCGCCACGGGUGACAGUUCCGCACCGGUAUCGUCGUCGUUUUAGUUAACCUCCAGUAAUCAUACAAUCGAAGUAAUUUCUACCAUUUGAAGAAUGAAUCCUCUUGGGGGUGAUGGAAGUGGAGACGGGGAUAUAGAACGACGUGGAAUUGGACGUGGCCGUGGUCGGGGUCCGUGGGCUUCGAGCUCACAGGAAAUACCAAUAUUAAGAAGACCUCAUCAUGCUACAUCUGGAAUACAAACAGGAUCAAUGGAGUCAAGAAACACAGACCAGAGCAAAUUGGAUAAGUCUUUUGAUGAUAUUAUUCAGAAUUCUACAUUAUCUGUACAUGCAGCUGAAUUCAUUCCAAAGUCAUAUCCUAUUAAACAGCAUCAUCAACAACAGCCAUCUACAAGAUACUUACAAAAACAUUCAGUCCAAAAUAGAUUACAAAUGGCACGUGAAAUACCCCUUCAAGUGCAAAUGAUGCAACAAGUACAAAAUUCUGCAUUUAAUUAUGACACUCAACAUUAUCAGCAAUCAGAACAAGUUCAACAGUUCGAUAACCUUUCACAACAGCAACAACAAGAGCAAUCCUUGAAUAUCCAAGAUCAUGGACAUUUUGAUGGAGGCUCAGGAGAUUAUAAAGACAAGCAUCAGAACUCGAAUAUAGAAGAUGAUAAUUUUUUAAUUGAAUUUGCAAACAUAACACAGAAUUUAAUGAGUGUUAUACAUUCAUUGAUAUUAAAUCCAGGACAUUUUGCUUCGAUUGUGCCACCACUCAUAAGUAAUCUUAGAUCAUAUUUAGGAUUCCCUAGUCAGUUUCGAGAAAUUAUAAAAAUAAUAAUUCAGCAGUCCAUAAACGAGGGUAAUUUCCGAUAUAGCGGUGCUCGACUUUGCGCCUCCCUGGAUAGUAGUCUGACUCCUAUAGAACAGACGUCUUUCAGAUGGACUUUGUAUACUUUGUGUAAAAACGAAACAGAGAGUCAAGCAUCCAAAUGGCAACAAAAGGAGACUCAUAUAGAAGAAGAACAGAAGAAGUGUCAUGGAUUGAUAUUACUCUUGGCCGAGCUGGUUACGCAAAUGGAUCACACUUCUGCUUUUGCUUUAGGAGACUUAUUAAUUCAGUUUAUUAUUAUUAUAUUAAAAAAGCCUGCACCAAAUUCUGUUAAGAAUGUCUGCCAGGCUCUUAAGUUGGCAGGACAAACAUUAGAAAAGGAUAAGGCUGAAAAUCGUCGCAAGGAAAUGGAAAACAUGAUGCGAGCUUUGACAGAACUUGUAACAGAAGGUAGGGUGGACUCAUAUGUAGGACAAAUGGUACAUAGUGUCCAUGAAUUGAGAAAUGAGAAUUGGGGACAAAACUCUCUUAGUCCCUCUACAGUGGAUUCAAAUGAACCAUUAGAUCCUAACCAAGCCCCAGAUGAACCCGUUUUAUAUGGUCCUGAUGGCAAAGUACUAACACCAGAGGAAAAUAAGUUUUUAGAAGAAGUUCCUGAUAGUACAAUGAACAUUGAGGAUCAUGUUAUAUCAGAUCAUGGAUAUGAAGGUGAAGAACCAUGGAUGUCAGAGGACGAAGACAUAGAUGCGUUUUAUGAAGAGUUUUUAAAACAUAUUCCUAUGAAAUAUUAGACACAAAAAUAAUCGAAAAAAUGAUAAUGGUUGUCUAUUAUAAGUUAUUAUCGCGUAACAGGUCUCAUAGUUGGAAACUAUGAGGAUGGAAGAAACGAUUCAUCAAAAAUCGAUCUUUUUCUCAGUUGCUAUUUCAAGCAACUAUCUUACUUCUUUUUUUAAUCAUAUACCAUUUUUAGUACCAUUCACUAUG